This is a messenger RNA of Umbelopsis ramanniana AG, 1029 nucleotides long. RefSeq lists its product as uncharacterized. Gene Ontology annotation, molecular function: iron-sulfur cluster binding; iron ion binding. Gene Ontology annotation, biological process: iron-sulfur cluster assembly. Bases 40 to 849 code for a protein of 269 amino acids. The record is from RefSeq and is a predicted model, not a curated record. The transcript has 2 exons. Gene Ontology annotation, cellular component: mitochondrion. NCBI's taxonomy places the organism in Eukaryota, Fungi, Mucoromycota, Umbelopsidomycetes, Umbelopsidales, Umbelopsidaceae.
CAUGACAAAUGAGUUCCCAUUGACUUUCCGUCUUCAAUAAUGUCGACAAGAACAGCUUUGAAAUACUUGGCAAGAUCCACAGCAACUGUCAUAGGCAGAAAUGCAGUGUCAGCUAAGCCUAUGUUGACCCGUGGAAUUGCUCUUGGACGCCUCUCCGCCGUACCUCAAGUGAGACCAACUUGGUCACCUCUGCGAGCCACAUCUAUUUCUCAAGUGCGCACCAUGUUCAUUCAAACCGAGCAAACCCCUAACGACGACGCUCUCAAGUUCAUCCCCGGUGUGCCUGUCAUGGAGAGUGGCACUGCUGAAUUUUUGGACGUACGAAGCUCAUUGCAAUCACCUCUCGCUAAGCAGCUUUUCCAAAUUGAAGGCAUAAAGGGUGUUUUUUACGGACCCGACUUUAUUACCAUUGCUAAGGAAGCUGGCAGUGAAUGGCAAUUAAUGAAGCCAGAUAUCUAUGCUGCUAUUAUGGAUCACUUUGCAUCCGGCCAACCCCUCAUUAAGGAAGGAUCAGCUGAACCCAGUGAUACAGCUAUUCUUCCUGACGACUCUGAAGAAGUUCAGAUGAUUAAGGAGUUGCUCGACACUCGCAUCAGGCCUGCUAUCCAAGAAGACGGUGGUGAUAUUGAAUAUUGCGGCUUCGAAAAUGGCAUUGUCAAGCUCAAGUUGAAGGGAAGUUGCCGUGGAUGUGAUUCCUCUGUUGUCACUUUGAAGAAUGGCAUUGAGAACAUGCUUAUGCAUUACAUUCCUGAAGUCCAAAGUGUCGAGCAGGUUUUGGACGAGUACGACGCCGUUAGUUUGAAGGAGUUUGAUAGGUUGGAGAAGAGUCUAGGAGAAAAGUCGGCAUAAGCUAAUUCAAUUCAGUAUACAUCACAUCCUUUCUCCAUUUUUUACAUACAUAUAGAAAAAAAAUUACUCUCGUCACAACGCUGCCUUUAUUUCUCGUUGGAGACUGAAAAUAGCAAAGCGCUUUUACAUCAUUGAACCAACUGUAUUCUAUAAAAACAAUUUGAUACUGCCAAAGGCAAC